ACCUGUCUCCCUCCAGCAGGUGGCAUUUUUUCGUUUUGCCAACCAAGCAAGGACUUUUUUUUAUGGAGGUCAAUGAGAGUGUCUCGAAUUUAGUCAACAAAAAAAUGAAUGGCUUAUUUGCUACGUGAGGUUUAUUUGAUUGAAUAUAAUUUUCGUAAUGCUUAAGUUGUUACAACUGUACUGAUAUUAGUAGAACAUGUGACAUCCCGGCAACAUUGAGAAAAAAACACUUUAUUUGUGAGUUGUCUCGAGAUGGCUAUGCAUAUUCAUGACAUCAGGCAAGUAGCAUAGCAUUUGUCAACAACAUUCAUCAAAUAUAAAAAAAAUUGUAAAAAAAAAGAUUGUAAUAAUGAGAUGUAUCCACCAAUCCAAAGAAAGGAUUUGCGGGCGCUAGAUAGCAUGCCGUUCUGCUUUGUGGACAAUGACUCCCAUUGUUAGGGUGGAGAGACAUGUAUCUUGUCAGUAUAUUCAUAAUCUUCGGUAACUCAGGAAGUGUAGUUUCGUCGGAUGGAGGCACCCGUAGCUGUAUGGAUCUGUGCAAAACUGCUACAGGUGGUUUUGUUGAAGAGUGCAUGGCGUCUGCAUCAGAAGACAGUAUGGCGUCCCUGUGCCAGAGCCAGCAGCAGUGUGUGAAGGCCUCCAUCGUGUCCAGCUGGCAGCUGGUGGAGGCUCAGGACCAGCUGUGUGGGCUGGAGCUGCACGGCUCCGAGAGUGUUGAGCAGGAGCAUGCCCGCGCCAUUGCCAGCCAAUCAGAGCUCUCCCAGACGGAACAAGAGUGGCGCCGGAAGGAGAGCAUGCUGGGAGGCAGCAGAAGCCCUGUGCUCAGUGCUGACAGCAGCCAGGAUGUGUUUGACAAGAGUAUUAUUAAUUCAAGAAGUAAAAAUGUUGAAUUGGAGGAUCAUGACCAGAGCAUAACCUUUGUUCAGAAGUAUGAACAAGAAUUGAGACAUUUCGGCAUGUUGCGGAGGUGGGAUGACAGCCAGCGGUUCCUGUCUGACCUGCCUCACCUCGUCUGUGAGGAGACUGCCAACUACCUGAUCCUCUGGUGCUUCAGACUACAGGCUGAAGAGAAAGAGGCGUUGAUGGAGCAGGUAGCUCACCAGGCUGUUGCUAUGCAGUUUAUCCUGGAGAUGGCCAGGACCUCCCAGCAGGACCCCAGAGGCUGUUUCCGUCAGUUCUUCCACAAAGCCAAAGCAGGACAAGAGUACUUGGAUGUAUUUCAUACUGAGCUAGAGGCCUUUAAGCAGAGAGUAAAAGAGCACACUGUCAAGUGCAAAGGAGAGACACUCCCCAACUUUACAGAGCACAAGAGCAGCACAGCACGCUGUCGUCCGGACCCCAAAGAAGUUCUAGAAUCUUUACCCCCUGAACUGAAGUCAGGGUUCCAGCUGCAAGACAUGCAGAUUCUCCAGAAUGUUCUCAGCACCAUGAAUCCACAGGUGGCAGAGUACCAUGUGAAGCGCUGUCUGGAGGCUGGCUUGUGGAACAGGGAAGGGAGGUGGUCCAAGGAGGAGGCUACUUUAGAAACAGACGAUCUGCGCAUGAUGGAGACAUAACGAAUGUGGAGCAAGCGCCCUCCAUUUCCCCAUCAGUUCAUGACACUCAAUAGAAAUACUACAAAAUGGAAGAAAAAGGGCUUUGCUCCCACAGACUUAUUUUUGUAUGCCGCGCUGGAAUGUGUCCUGCACUUUUAUAUUUUGUUCAAAACCAAAAAGUAUUUAAGGGAAGACGAUUGGUAGGUAUUUUGAAGUACUUACUGUACCUUUUGCUUAUGUCAUAUCUUGAAGGGAGUUUAAAACGGUUUUCAUCUACAGUAGGUUUGACUGGACCCGGCACAGUCCUUCCCUAGCAGGAGGGGGAAAACCUGAGCAUUAGAAUAAAACACGCUCUCGUUGUAAAUAAAAGUACACAUUGUUUUUUAAUUGAAGAAACAAAAGGCCUGUUCCUGGACUCAUGGUUCUGCAGUGGACAUCUCUGACAUGCUGUCUAAAACUGCUAUGACACCUAGCACAUGUGGUCAGAACUGUCCUAGAAACGUUCAUAGAAACUGCUCAGUGCUCCUUUAAACUCCUGCGUGUCCAGUUCGUCAUCAUUAGGCCAAACAUGGAUACUACCACGGUGUAGCUAUGACGACAUAACUAUGCAAAGUGAUCAGUUGACUGCUGUGCCGAAUUCUUACUUUUGAUUUUGUUACUGCUUGUCCCUCAACCAACGCUCCAAAAAUGUGUCUUGUCUUUCUAUGUACAUCACAGAAGAAUAAGCUUCUCAACAUAAGUGUGUGGCUGCUAAACCUACUCACAGACUUGAUUGUGGAAUAGAAACAAAUCGUGAAACUUUCUGGCUCACGUAGCGUUUUUAACAUCCUGUGUUACGCUCUGUUUGAAAUAGGACAGCUUUAAAACAACUGUGUUCAGGGGAAAUGCUUUUCAUACUUUAAGGCCUACCAGCCAUAUUAGGUACUUAGACUUUUGCAGAGAGUCAAAGGUCAACAUUAAAUGGAAAGCUGUUUGUUGCGUUUCACAAUUUGUUUUUAUUAUAUUAGUUUAUUUUACAUUUUUAAACAGUUUGCCUGAAUAGUCUCUUCCAGCAAGUGAGACUUGAUAAUAAAUAGAAGUUUAAGGUUCAUAAAAGUAUAUUCAUUUUAAUAAAAUAAUUAUUCCUUUGAUCAUCAAAGUACAGAUAAUGUGCUACAAAAAUUAUGCAUAUAAUAUGCUGGUAAGACAUCCAGCAUACAUUUUCAGUAUAGAUUAAUCAGAUUACAAAUCUAAACUCCCAAGGCAAGGCCACAGUCAGAGAAAAUAUACAAAUAUCGCAAUUAAAACUAGGCAUCGGCUAAUUACAGCUUUUUUGAGAAAAUACGUCUCUGUGAUAAGUUAUGAGCCUGGCAUCCAAAUAGAUUAUGACGUUUCACUUCGCGGGAGUGCAACGUUUUAACCAGGCUAACAACUUCAAAUGACAGCUGUUCUAAACUACUGCAUUUCUGGUGACAAAUGUUUCACUGAAAUCAGUGUCAUUGGCAUUGUCUUUUUUUAAAUCGUGAAUUAAUUGCAUGGUGAUUCACUUUUUUUUUUUGUAUCAUUUAAAAGCGACACGAUAUGUCAACAACAGGCACUUGACCCUAAAGAUGAAUUCAAGACAACUUCACCUAAUAUAAUGGCACUUUCCCCUUUACCCCAUUUAUAGUUGUCCUGUACACAGACAGACCAAGGACGGGUAUGAAUUGGAUACAAAACCACAUCACCUUGCAACAAGCUACAAUACAGAUCUGUUUGUGCUGUCCUGCCAACUUCUAUGGCCAUUGUUUGGCAUGAUUAUAGAAGUUGCCCAGAGCACAAACAGAUCUGGGACCAGGCUACAUAUGGAAUGAACAGAGAUAGAAUGUGACAUUAGUUGAAUGAGUGGUCCUCAUCCACAUAUGCUGUAGUAGUAAAUGACAUGGUCUUAUAUAGGCACUGAGAUACUGUUACAUUUUGGACCAAAGUUGAGUCCCAUUUAAAGUUGUGGUAAGCUGAUCCAUUCUUUUCCCGGGAGUGUAUUCUAUGCUUUCCCAACAACCUUUUAAUUUUGUGGGGAGAGUUUUUUGGACAGGAAGGCCUGAAUGUGAGGCCAGAUCUGGUUGGUUUCCGUUCCUGAGAAUGUCUUCAACACCCCUUUACUCCUGUUGUCAGAAACAGACAUUAGUACCUCAUGACAGUCAUGAAAGUUAUCACAAUAAACAUAAGCAGUGAAACAGGUCAUGUUCAGUAGGUAAAAAAAAUAAAACGUUUUGAAAUGG
Molecule: messenger RNA, 3775 nt
Organism: Salmo salar (Atlantic salmon)
Lineage: Eukaryota; Metazoa; Chordata; Actinopteri; Salmoniformes; Salmonidae
Gene: cdc37l1
Product: cell division cycle 37 like 1
Biological process (GO): protein folding; protein stabilization
Cellular component (GO): cytoplasm
Molecular function (GO): protein-folding chaperone binding; heat shock protein binding
Source: RefSeq, a predicted model, not a curated record